This is a messenger RNA of Esox lucius (northern pike), 1917 nucleotides long. RefSeq names its product aldo/keto reductase. The record is from RefSeq and is a predicted model, not a curated record. Gene Ontology annotation, molecular function: oxidoreductase activity. Bases 638 to 1624 code for a protein of 328 amino acids. The transcript is spliced from 8 exons. Lineage: Eukaryota; Metazoa; Chordata; Actinopteri; Esociformes; Esocidae.
AGGGAGCCGGGGCUGAGCAGAAGGGUAUGAUGUAGGUAGGCAGUGACCGGCCUCCCACUCCGGUACAGUAGGUGGUAGUAUAUGCAAAACAUUUUUAGUUGCGAUCCGCCAAGAAAUUAGAAGACGAAGAAGAAAUACAACUUAAUCAUCCUUCAUGCUAUAUUAUAAAGUAUCCAGUGAAUCUAUUUUUUUUUUGAGGCGGCCCUGGAGAUGCACCUGAGGAGGCAGAGGACCAACUUCAGGGAGCUGUUUGACCCGGAGCAGCGCCUAUAGCUGUUUGUCAUAGAUUCCUCAGCACUGAGGAUUCAUUCACCACCAUAGCAGCUAGUUUUUGCUUAGGUGUCUCAACUGCGGAAAAAUGGUUAAGGACACCUGUGAUGUGGUCUGAUACCACAUGAGGGGAAACCUUCUUGCCAUCAUCAUCGGAGGACCUCUGGGAGAACACAGUCAGGAGAUUCCAAUUUCACAAAUUGUAUAGGAGCACUCGAUGGCAAGCACGUUGUCAUCCAGGCCCCAGCAAAUUCAGGCUCCCAGUUCCAUAAUUAUAAAGGAACAUUCUCUGCUUUCCUCCUAGCUUUGGUGAAUGCAGAUUACUGGUUCCUAGCAGUUGACGUCGGUGCCUUUGGCAGCAACAGCGAUGGAGGAACCUUUGCUAAUUCCCAGACCUCCAUUGAUUUGCUGUUGGGAGAGAACCUGCCAAAUACCUUCAAUGUCAGACUGUGACCCUCAGCCUUCUUUCUUCCCUGAUUCCUCAACUCUAUCCUCCCUGACUCCCUUUGUCCUGCUUAACACUGGGGCCAGAAUGCCUCUCCUGGGGCUGGGUACCUUUCAGCUCCGCGGCCCUGAAGAUACCCUCCAGGUGGUCGACAGUGCCCUUUCCUCCGGCUACCGGUCCUUUGACACAGCCUCUGUCUACCGGAACGAAACAGACCUGGGCCAUGCCCUCCGACAACUCCUCCCAAAACAUGGCCUCACCAGAGAGGACAUUUUUAUCACCAGCAAGCUUGGCCCCAAGGACCAGGGUGUCAAAGCCAGGGAAGGAGCUCUGAGGAGUCUAGAACUUCUGGAUCUAGAAUAUAUAGACCUAUACCUGAUCCACUGGCCUGGGACCCAAGGCCUGGGGGUGGGAGACCUGAGGAAUCCAAAGAACAGAGCCCAGAGCUGGGAAGAGUUAGAGGAGCUCCACACCCAAGGAAGGCUGAGGGCUAUAGGUGUGUCCAACUACACCCCUGGACAUAUGAAAGAGCUGCUGGAUGUGUGUCGGGUCAAACCUGCGGUAUUACAGGUGGAGUUUCACCCAUGUCUGGUCCAGGAAGACUUGAGGCGCCUGUGUAGGGAAGAGAGUGUAUGUUUCCAGGCAUACUCCUCUCUAGGCACUGGUUCUCUCCUCCAGGACCCUCUGGUAGUCCAGGUAGCUAAGGGGUGCGGACGAAGUCCUGCACAGGUUCUUCUGAGGUGGGCUGUCCAACAGGGGGUCCCUGUCCUGCCCAAGUCAUCUCACCCUUCUAGGGUAGCAGAGAAUGCACGUGUGUUUGACUUUGACCUAAAACCUGAAGAUAUGGAGAGGCUGGGAAAUAUGGAGAGUGGACAGAAAUACUGCUGGGACCCCUCUCAUGUAGUUUAACCUAGGUACACCAGCGGAUUAGCAGAUGGACCUAUAGCUGAAAUGUACAUUUUAAACCAAGAUUCUUGAACUGACUUAAUUUCUUAUACUACACAUUGACCUCUCACGAUUCCAAGAUCAAUGCUGUUGUUGUUUGUUUUAUAAAAAAUGUUUACUAACAAUUUGAUUAUCAAAGAACAACAGUUAUUGACAAUGGGUCAUUUGUCUUUCAUUAAAAUGAAUGCACAUUUUCUGUAGAUGGAAAAACUAGUAUUUUACAAGCAAAUGUUGGUUAAUAAAAUUGUUUACUUACA